Molecule: messenger RNA, 2165 nt
Organism: Puntigrus tetrazona (Sumatra barb)
Lineage: Eukaryota; Metazoa; Chordata; Actinopteri; Cypriniformes; Cyprinidae
Product: C-X-C chemokine receptor type 2-like
Exons: 1
Coding region: 1-894 (297 amino acids)
Biological process (GO): G protein-coupled receptor signaling pathway; immune response
Cellular component (GO): membrane
Molecular function (GO): G protein-coupled receptor activity
Source: RefSeq, a predicted model, not a curated record
AUGGAGUACCAGAACAUUUCUAACAGCUCUCUGUUUGCCCGUGCCUCAGUGGAGGAGCUGGUUUCCAGCACCGUUCUGGGACUGUGCUGUGCUCUGGGUGUACCAGGUAAUAUAGCGGUGAUGGUCAUGCUUGCCCAACAUUUAAAGGAGGGCAGUUUCACCCCAAAACUGAUGCUGAGUCUGGCCGUCUCUGAUCUGCUGAGUCUGAUUUUUCUGCCUGUGUGGAUCUAUGCGCUUCUUAACGGCUGGGUUUUUGGCCGAGGGUUGUGUAAGUUACUUUCCUACAUAGUGUACUGGAGCCUUUACAGUAGUGUGCUUUCUGUCACCUUGUUGAGUGUGCAAAGGUUCCUGCAGGUGCUGUAUCCACAGCGAUGGGCGAAGCUUGGACAGAAGGGCCAAAAGGGACUGAUUUUUGGGAUAUGGAUAUCAAGUGGAGCUCUGGGUUCUUAUGCUCUUUAUUUCCGAAAUGUGAAGAAGAUGAAGGACAUGCUUUUACACUGUUAUCAGGAUUAUACAAAUAAACAAGAACAACUAGCCGUCUUACUAGUUGAGACUCUAGUGAUGUUUGUUGUGCCUCUCCUCAGUCUGUUGUUCUUCUACCUUCGACUUUAUCAACGGAUACAUCAGUCAGCUUCCUUCAAAAGCCACAGGUUGACAAAACUGGCCGUCAGAAUUGUAGUGGUCUUCUUCAUAUUUGGGACCCCGUGUAUGAUCAACAAUUUUGUCUUAAUGGCAUUGUCAUGGAAAACAGCUGUAAGCAACAAUUUAACCGGGGCUCUUUUCUUUAUCAACAGUUGUGUGAACCCCUUUCUUUAUGCCUUUUCAGCUCGAACGCUGCGGUGCAGAAAAAAACAGCAUUCAGAUGUGCCAAAACAUAAGAAUGAAACUGAGUAAGCUGUAAAGCAACUAUGAAGUUUUUCUGAUAUGUAUGUCUACAUUAAUUAUUUGCUUUUAAACUGUGCAAGAUAUUUAAAGGGUUUCUUCACAGCAGUGCAAUAGAAGAAACAUUUUUGGUUCCAUCUCUUUCAUUUUUUCAUAAUUUGGAGAACCCUCCUUCACCACAAAGUACCUUUUAUGAAACAGAAAUUAUACAAAAUAAUACACAUUAUACAGAAACAAAUACAGUUCUUCUAUGGCAUCAUGAAGUACCUUUAUUAAUGAGAGUGUAAAGGGAAGUGCAUAUAAAACUUUUCAUCAUAUCCUAUUUAUGUUUCCUCAGCUUGUAAGCUAAAUAAAUUACUUCUCCAUUCCUAAAAUAUUAUAAAUAACAAUUAGUAUUCCUGUAACAGGACUGUUAAAAUCAACCAAAGAUAUCUUGGUCAUGAGUCAUGUAGACCACACUUGAUAUUUUGGCCUCCUUCUUUAAAGAGAGAUGACCUUUUUCAACAAACAAGAAAGGAAGUUCAAGCCCAAACAAAAAAAAAUACCAACAAAGACUCUUUUGCAUAUUUUGCUUGAAAUGGAUUAAAGUCUAAAUCAAAGUGGUUAUACAACUGUUUGGUUUAUGCCUGUAAACAUAUUUUACAUUUUUUUAUAUAUAUAUUUUUGUAAUUUAGCAGUUUUGAACACGUUUAGAAAAUAAACCCAACACAGCACCUCUUUCAGUGUACAUUUUAACUGUUGUAAUUAUUUUUUACAAUUGCUGUUGUAGGUUGGGGCAAAUGGUGAAUUAUUAAGGAAAGUUGUGUGAUUUAAAUAUUAUUGAUAAUCUUACACAUUGCUAAAAAAAACCCCCCGAAACAAAACAAAAACAGCUAAAUCAGCCUGAUUGGAUGGUUUUAGCUGGUCAAGCAGCAUGGUUUUAGCUGGUUUAAGCUGGUCAGCGGGCUGGUUCUAGAGGGCUUUUGGUCACUUACUAGCUGGCCAGACCGGUCUUAGCUGGUCAGGAUGGGAAAUCAGCUGAAACGACCAGCUAAAACCAGCUUGACCAGCCUACACAGGCAGGGAGACCAGCUAAAACCAGCUACUUCCAGCUUAAACCAGCUAAGACCUGCCAACCAGCCUGGCGUUUGCAUUUUUUCCAGCUAGGUUUCUGGAUUACUAGACUACUUUUUUUUUUUUUUACCUUUAACAUAUUUGCUGUUUUACAAACUGCCUAAAUUAUGUUAAAAAAUCCUAGGUCACUGGUGCAUUGUAUGUAUACAAGGUAACAUAUGCCUACAGAA